Molecule: messenger RNA, 669 nt
Organism: Rangifer tarandus platyrhynchus (Svalbard reindeer)
Lineage: Eukaryota; Metazoa; Chordata; Mammalia; Artiodactyla; Cervidae
Source: the annotation of a GenBank genome assembly
AUGUCUCUCGAAGAUCCUUUUUUUGUAGUCCGAGGCGAGGUGCAGAAGGCGGUGAACACGGCCCGUGGGCUGUACCAGCGGUGGUGCGAGCUCCUGCAGGAGAGCGCGGUGGUCGGACGCGAGGAGCUGGACUGGACGACCAACGAGCUGCGGAAUGGCCUGCGCAGCAUCGAGUGGGACCUCGAAGACCUGGAGGAAACCAUUGAUAUCCUGGCGGGGGAAAUGAAGGACCAUAUGGUCAGCCCGGCAGCCGUAGCCUUCAUGGAGAGGAAUAACAGGGAGAUGGUGACAGGCAAGCCGGCUACCCUGAAGUCCUCCAGCGACUUGCUGGAUGCCAGUGUGGUCUCGACCACCUCUCGCUACAUUGAAGAGCAGCAGGCCACACAGCAGCUGAUCCUGGACCAGCAGGAUCAACAGCUGGAAAUGGUGUCUGGGAGCAUCUCAGUUCUGAAACACAUGUCCGGCCGCGUUGGGGAGGAGCUGGACGAGCAGGGCAUUAUGCUGGACGCCUUUGCUCAGGAGAUGGACCACACCCAGUCCCGGAUGGAUGGGGUCCUUAGGAAGAUGGCCAAAAUAUCCCACAUGACCAGUGACCGCCGACAGUGGUGUGCCAUCGCGGUGCUGCUGGGGGUGCUGCUCCUGGUCCUCAUCCUCUUCUUCUCUCUCUGA